Molecule: messenger RNA, 815 nt
Organism: Habropoda laboriosa
Lineage: Eukaryota; Metazoa; Arthropoda; Insecta; Hymenoptera; Apidae
Exons: 4
Coding region: 44-688 (214 amino acids)
Biological process (GO): double-strand break repair via homologous recombination
Cellular component (GO): Shu complex
Molecular function (GO): single-stranded DNA binding
Source: RefSeq, a predicted model, not a curated record
AAUCAUAUAACCUUAAAUAUAGUUUGAAAGAUAAGAGUCAAGUAUGUUUUCGGUAAAGCAUAAUGUGAAAUCGACGUUACUUUGUGGGCCUUCAGAAUUGAGUAAAUCUUUCAUGUUUGAGGCAGCUAUUUACUGGGCUGAAGAAGGACGCCGUGUCGUUUACAUUACACCAGCUCCGUUGGAGAGGCUGCCAGCGGCCUGUCACGACAGAAGUAAUCCAGCACCCGCGGCUUUCAAGCUGAUGAGAUUUAUGUACUUGGAGAACUACAAGGCUCUCGCAGAGCGGCUCGUCGAGCUGCACACCUUCGCCACUUUGCCCUCCGUGAUCUUGAUCGACGACUUCGACGCCUAUACCAGCGAUUACAAAAAAAGCGAAGUGACGCAAGACGUGCACAUCGCCAGAACGUGUUCGGCGAUUCUCGACACGAUGAAUUCUUGCGCGCGAAUUCUGAAGACCAACGUGUACAUGUGCGCCUGGUCCGUCUCCGGAAUGAAGGAUAUCAGCACAUACACGAUAUUCUUCGUGAACAUCUGGGACGUGACCGACGAGAAGAAGAGUAACUCGAUAUUGUUGAAGAAAUACUCUCAUAAAGCUCCCACCGAAAAGUGUCCGUCUUAUCGAUACUGUAAAUUCGAAGACGGAACGAGAGUUCUGAAGCAAAUUUUAUACCAACCCGAAGAAGACUGAUGGCAGAAUGAAUUUUUAUGAUCAAAGAGAUUGGAGUCAGGAAGUACAAUAGUUUUACGGAAUAGAUCUCUUUUAGAACGUAUUCUUUUUUUAGCGCCGUUUACUUUAAAUGUGUGUACAAGUACAA